UAUUGUAAGAAAAAAAUGGCGGAUCCAAAUGAGUGGCGAACUCAGGCUUUUCGCACGAGAAUAGUCAACAAACUAGAAGAUGUUAUGCGAAACAGCCAAACACAGAUGCCCAAGUCCAGUGUGGAAAUGGAAGAGUAUGUCUUCCAGAAGGCCCACACCAGGGAUGAGUAUCUUGAUCUGGUAGCCCGAGUUCUACUGUCCGUCUCGGAGCACAACUCUAAAGAAAAGAAGGCGCCACAGGGCAUGGGAGUACCCAACAUGGGCCAGCCGGGAAUGGCGAUGGGACCGGCGGGAAGCAUGGGCAACCCGCAGCAACCCAACAUGGCCGCCGUCCAAGGUCAGGGUCUGCCAGACCCGAUCAAUGCUCUGACCAACCUGGCUGGCCAAGGGGGCAGUGGCAUGGGUAUGAUGCCGGGCAUGCACAAUAUGGGCGGGGCCAGCCGGCCGCCUCAGAUGAUGGACCCAUCCCACAUGAUGACCUCCCAGCGCAUGCAGCAGCACCCGCGCUCCCAGAUCCCGCAGAAACCCGCGCAGUUAACGACCACAGACGAUGCCAGGAGCAGGCGGGCAAGCUUUGCCUGCUUCUAAUGCUAACAUGAUAUACCAAGGUGCUCCGGUUCGCUCCAUGGGGCCUAUGGGAAUGCCAGGACAAUAUAUGGCCGGUCGUGAUGCCAUGACAGGAAUGCCCAUACAGACACCACCUCAGGGGUCCCCGAUGACCAUCAUGUCUCCCCACAGUCAGCCCAGCAUGAUGAGCCCGCCGAUGAUGCGACCGCCCAUGGUGGGAGCCCCCUCGCCCUCCACCAUGCUCCACACGCCAGGCACGUCGGUGUCGAACCCCAGCCCCGGCCCGCCCAGCACGUCCCAGGAGGAGAUGGAGUACCUGAAGAAGCUGGAGAACCUGUCCAAGUACAUCGAGCCACUGCGCAAGAACAUCCUGGAGAACGAGAAGAAAACAGAUGAAGAGAGUAAAAAGAAUCAGAAGAAAAUGAAAAAUUUGCUGGACAUUCUGUCAAAUCCAAAGAAAAGGGUGCCUUUACCUGUCUUGGAGAAAUUUGAAAUGCUGCUGCUCAAAGUGCACCCAACUGGCAGUAGCUCCAGCGCCAACGGUCACAUGUGUCAGCCCUUACUGGACGCAGUGGCUCAAUUCUCUUCUGCGGCCUCGCUCAACCACUCGCUGUACCGCACAUUUGGGCCGGCUCUAGAAGCCUACAUGGGACCCCCAAUCAAAGCUCCUAGUCCUCCCCCGUGCAAAAAGAGGAAACUGGAGAAAGAUGCCUCAGAGGAGCUCCCGGACAUCCUACAGGGGGAGAUUGCCCGAUUGGGCCGUCGCUUCAUCAUCUCUGUCGACCCUCGGCAUCAUGCCGGCUCCGAGUCGCAUCAUCUCGUCUGCAAGCUCGGAGAUGAGUGUGCGCAAAGCGUGUGAUCCGGAAAACCCAGUGAUUUGCCAGCCCAACCCAAUCUACGCCAUCUAGUCCUCUCUCAUCAUGCAAAGCAAACACAUUACUUGACCAGUCACUGACCACACACAGAUGAUUUGACCUGACACCGACCUUAGUAAGAUGUGACCCGUACACUGACCUUAGAAAGAUUAUGUGACCCAUACACUGACCUUAGUAAGAUGACAUGACCCCUGACACUGACAGUACUGAGAUGUUUUGACCUGUCACUGACCUUAGUAAGAGGAUGACUUUCCCUGACGCUGACCACACUAAUACUCAGUGAACACUGCCAAUAUUAAAUUUAGUUGGGGCCAACCAGAUUUGUUCUUCGUGGAGUGGCAAAAAGUUACUGUUCUGACACAGUACAACCGAUUGUACUGGCUACCUUGAAAAACAAACGCAUGCAAUUUGACGGCCACGGUUCAACUUUCGUUAAUUAAAUUCGGUGGUAUUGUGCAGAUGAGGUAGCUUUUGUCCCACCCAUGCAGGAAAAUCUGGCUGGGUCUGACUCAAACUGAUGAUGAUUGUGACUGGCUGGGUGCACUGGGAAUGUAAUGACUUGACCAGUCACUGACCAAGACUGAGAUCAUACCCAGCAACUAAGAAGGCAGCAAGUUUUUCCUACUUACCACAGGACCACUCUCUGUGGACCUCUCUUGUGCUGCAAGAACACUCUCACUGUUGUGUGGCUGAGCCUCUUGUAGUUAAGUGUUUUUGUGUGUGUGUGUGUGUUGUUGUUUUUUUUGGGGGGGGGAUAUUUUUUUAGUUUUUUGUUUGUUGUUGUAUUUGUUUUGUUUUUGGUUGUUUUUGUUUUUGGUUGUUGUUUUUUUGUGGGGGUAAGGUUUUGUACAUACUUGGUGACUGAGGUCUUGUGUAAAUGUUGUGUGUUACCUUUUGUUGAGGUCUGGUGCGGAUGGCAGGCAUUCAGGUCCUUACAAGAACUUGUACUGUUUGGUGUUCUCCCCCUCAAUGGUAUAAGUGGUGAAUGUUCUUUCUUGUGACCCUAAUUUGACAGAUUUUGGUGGGGGGUUUUUUGGGUUUUUUAAUUUAAUUUUUUUUAAAAUUAAUCUAAGAACACGUAAUAAAAAAUAUUGGCUUCGUUGUUCAUUGCAUUUAGGUUUGUACAUAUUAAUAUAUAUAAUAUUGUGAAAAUGUUUUUCUUUCUCCUUUUUUUUCUUCAGUUCAAGAAAAACAAUGCAUGAUAUAGAUCUUUGUCAUAGUGCCACAGAUCUGGAAUAUUUACAAUAUAAUGUCAAAAAGUAUUGAUUUGUAUGUUUGGGUCGCUGAGUGUGUCAGAAUUCUUCUCCACUAUGCUUAUGCUGUCGUAUUUGUAUGCUCAUUUCAUGACAAUUGAAGUGUAAAUGUGGGUAAAAGUACUUUUCAACCUACCCCCACCCCCCCCAAAUUUCUUAAGUAAAUUAAAAGCACAUGAUCAAACAUGAUGUCAAGCGGUCCCAAUUUGGCUCCGCAGACAGUGGACACCUUGGAUGUGUGUUCUGUGUGGUGUGAGUUCCGAAUAGAAUGCCCAAGUUUACUUUUACCUUAAUGUGUUUGGACUCCUUUGUGUCUUCUUGAGUUGGGUGGGGUGGGACGGGGUUGUGUUCAGUUUAUGGAAAAAUAAAUAUGCCGAGAGAAGCAAUCCAUAAGUAGGCAGUGUUUGUUUCAAGACAUGAGCUUUAAAAAGAAUGGAAUUUUUUUUGUGGAAUUAGUACGGUAGUUCAUUUUUUUUAUUCUUUGGAUUAGCCACUUCUUGAGCACCUCCCAAAAGGACUUUUUUGUAACUUUGGAUUUUUAAAAAUUUUUUUAAACAAUGUAAAAUGAACUGUAUUGACACUAUGUUAUUUUCUCGGCGUCUGCUGUAGAGGUCAGCUGCUUCGCCAUCACACGCAGAAGACCUGAGUUCAAUUUCCAUAUGGGGAGAAUUUUUAUCAAGUAUAUCGGUCUUUCUGCUGUGACUUUGUACCCUUUUGUAGCAGGCUGCCUCCUAAAUGAUCUAAUUUGUUGAUGUGAGCAUGAAAACAACUGCAUGAAAAACCAACAAAUUUUUAGUGUGUUAAUGUUGUUGACAGAAAUGUUUUUCUUGACAAAGACUAGUUUAUUAGACUUGUGUAUUUGUUUCUGGUCUCAUAUAAUGAUUUGCAUCCUGAAACCCACAGCAGUUAGUUCAGGAAUUUUAGAAGCAAAUUCUGACCCUUUUUUUUUUUCAGGUAAGGGGGAGACUAUUAUCAGGCACAAUCACAUAUAUAUUAUUAUUAGCCUAUGACGUCAUAUGUCUUAACGAUGCAGGAUCAGAAAUCAUUCCAUAAAGUUAUGUCAUUAGUGAUUGACUGAAUGUAUUUGAGAGACUUACAUGAAGGUUGCUGUCGGUUGGAGAAUGUUUGUGAAAAUGAAAUAAAAUGAUAAUGUCAUUCUUUG
Messenger RNA from Aplysia californica (California sea hare), 3857 nucleotides. RefSeq names its product mediator of RNA polymerase II transcription subunit 15. The record is from RefSeq and is a predicted model, not a curated record. NCBI's taxonomy places the organism in Eukaryota, Metazoa, Mollusca, Gastropoda, Aplysiida, Aplysiidae. Gene Ontology annotation, molecular function: transcription coregulator activity. Gene Ontology annotation, biological process: regulation of DNA-templated transcription.